ACAUCUAUCGAUUACCUGAAUUAGAAAUAAACAUGUCCCAAUCAGCUUCCUUGUUGGUCAACCUUUCGAGAAAUAGUGAAGGACAUACACACAGCUGAAGUUAAAACAACGUCAAAAGGUCAUGGCAUCCAGUAAGCCUAUAUUAUGUGGACCUUGUGAAAAAGGAAAACUAAAGACUAAAGCUGACAUCUGGUGUUAUAACUGUGAAGAAGGAGUAUGUUCAACAUGUUCUGGUCAUCACAAAAGAAUAAAAUCAUCUCGUGAUCAUAAAACUAUUGAUAUUAAAAGUUAUAAACCCUCUAUCCGAGCUAUCAAGACAGAAUGUGACAAACAUGGUCAACAGCUCAACUUGUACUGUCCUAGUCAUUUAAUACCUUGCUGUGAUGAAUGUAUUUCCACCAGUCAUUCAAAAUGUAAAGGAAUAAAAAGUUUAGCAAAUGUAGUCAAGAAAACUAAAAUUGAAAAGUCCUCUCAAUCUGUACAAAAACAAAUUGACUUUAUCAAGCAUUUUCUAGAUGAAUUGAUAAACGACCAAUCAAAAAACAUUAAACGAUGUCAACAAGAAAAUGAUAACACAAAAGAAUUAAUUCUUAAAAUUCGCAAGGACAUCAAUAAAUAUUUAACCCAUCUAGAAAAGAAGUUAUUUAAUGAGGCCGAUACCAUCUUGAAUCAGGAAAAGUCAAGAGCAACAGACUUAGUAACUGAAAUUGAAGGACAACAGAAAAAGUUAAAGGAAAUGCGAAAAGACCUACACUUAGUCUUAUCAAGUAGUACAAAAUUGCAAUCAUUUCUAGGGGUAUGUCAGAUUGAACAACAAGUACAUAAAAGUCAAAGGUAUGUCGAAUCUAUUGAAAAUGAUGACAGGACAAAAGAAUUUUGCAUUAAAAUGAGGCAAAACGAUGAGAUAGAAAAGAUCCUAAGCAAGUUAAGAUCACUAGAAUCCCUGGGAGAAGUGAUUGUUGUUAAAAAAGAAACAUCAUUGAAUAGAGAAACAAGUUUGAGUAGGAAAGCACAAGUACAGUCAAGAGUCCAAUCCAACAUAAACAACAUGACAAUGAAUAUUAAGACAACAAUAGAUAUAAACAUGGACAAAAUCAGUGACAUGAUUUGUCUGAUGGAUGGAAGAUUUAUAGUAGUGGAAGAGUUUGGUAAAGUUAAUCUAUUUACGUCUGAUGGCAAACUACAGAAACAAUUACCUUUACCUGAUGGAGCCUGGAGUGUUACACAGAUCAAUCAGAACACUAUAGCAAUAACUUAUCCUGAGGAGAAAGCCAUCAAGAUCUUUAAUAUGGAGAAUGAAAUAGUUACCAAAGUUAUCACAUUAGACAAACAAUGCUUUGGACUAUCUUUCUCCAAUAAUUCUUUGGUUGUUGGUUUGAGUGAUAAUGGUUGUGAAAUCCGUAUUAUAGAAUUAGAAGGAAAUACACUGAAGUCCAUACAAGUUGAGAGUAAAUCACACCUGGAGUACUUUGUCUAUUGUAAUGACAGAGUAAUCUUUAGUGACUUUUAUGGCAAUGCAGUAAACUGUGUGGAUGAAUCAGGUCAACAGAUCUGGAAAUAUACACAAGAUCUAGAAGGACCAAGAGGACUUUGUACAGACACUCAUGGUACAAACAUUUUUGUAGUAGAUUAUCAAUCUGAUAAAAUAAUAGUAAUAUCAAAAGAUGGACAAAAUAAUAAAGUACUGAUUAAUGAAGAGGAAGGACUUGAUUCUCCACAGUGUAUUUGUCUAAAACCCAAUGAAUCUUCAGGUUUGAUUUGUGAUAACUCUGGAACAUACUUAGCAAAAUUCAAUUUAUCUACUUAAUCAGAAAUGGACUGCAAUCAGUAAUUUUGGACAAUCCAGUAAAAUCAACUUAUAGUUUUAAAUUAAAAUUAGGGAACAUUUUUAGUAUAAGUAGAAAUUUUCUCACAAGUAAAUUAUAAACCUUCAUCAUGUUCAUGUACUUGUGUCCUAAUAUUUUUAAACACCCAUUAGAUUGACAUAUAAACUUGAACAUUAAAUUUUUAAGCAUUUUUUAUGUAACAACUUUUUUUUUAUGUAACAAUCUUUUUCACUGGCUCAAAGUUACCGUCAAAUCCAGUUGACCCGGGGUAAUUAAGGAUGGACCUGCCAUUUUGAAUUCAUUCAUUUUGGACCAACACAUUUCAAA
Mytilus trossulus (common blue mussel) is the source of this 2153-nucleotide messenger RNA. RefSeq lists its product as uncharacterized. Bases 122 to 1807 code for a protein of 561 amino acids. The transcript has 2 exons. NCBI's taxonomy places the organism in Eukaryota, Metazoa, Mollusca, Bivalvia, Mytilida, Mytilidae. The record is from RefSeq and is a predicted model, not a curated record. Gene Ontology annotation, molecular function: zinc ion binding.